This is a messenger RNA of Culicoides brevitarsis, 990 nucleotides long. Its product is annotated as integrin beta-nu-like. NCBI's taxonomy places the organism in Eukaryota, Metazoa, Arthropoda, Insecta, Diptera, Ceratopogonidae. The transcript is spliced from 2 exons. Gene Ontology annotation, cellular component: integrin complex; focal adhesion; cell surface. The coding region runs from base 1 to 990 and encodes 329 amino acids. The record is from RefSeq and is a predicted model, not a curated record. Gene Ontology annotation, molecular function: integrin binding. Gene Ontology annotation, biological process: cell-matrix adhesion; cell adhesion mediated by integrin; cell migration.
AUGCUAAAGUUGCUCCAAUUCUUCCUAAUAUUUUCAAUUUUCUUCCACAAAACCUUCGGACAACCCUCCUACUGCCUUUCGCACUCAACAUGCGACUCGUGUCUCGAUUCCGUCGGUUGCUCGUGGUGCGUCGAUCGCGCUUACGACAUUAAACGCCCUCGUUGCAUGCCAAAAAUGGACUUGCUUCAAUACAAAUGUCGCCCAGAGUUCAUCCAAGAAAGUGUCGAGAUGCAAAAAAACAUUUUCAAAGACGAACCAUUGUCGGAUUAUUCCCGCGACGAUUUGGAAGCGCGUCAAAUUCGACCGCAACACGUCAAAAUGAUGAUGAAAAAAGGCACAACGCAGGAAAUUCACAUGAAAUUCCGCCCGGCGAAAAAUUACCCGCUGGAUUUGUAUUAUUUGAUGGAUUUGACGUGGAGUAUGAGGGACGACAAAGAGACUUUGGUGAAAAUGGGCGGAAGUUUAGCGAAUGCCUUGAACAAUUUGACGGAAAAUAAUCGAUUGGGCUUCGGAUCUUUCGCUGACAAGCCGACAAUUCCGUAUAUCAUGAUCAGUCCGACGGAAAAAGCGAAUCCUUGUGCCGUUGAACGUCAAACGUGUGCUCCGACUUACCUCUUUAAGCACCAUUUGAGUCUCACAAGUGACAUCGAGCAGUUCGUUCAACGCGUAAAUUCGAGUGUUGUCACCGGAAAUGCGGAUAAUCUCGAAGGCGGCUUGGAAGCUCUCAUGCAAGUUCUCGUUUGUGACGCUCGAGUCGGUUGGAAAGCGCGUUCCCGUAAAAUUGUCGUCUUCGCAUCGGAUGGCUGGAUGCACGUAGCUGGCUUUGGACUACUUGGAGGAGCUCCGCAACGCAACGACGCCAAAUGUCAUCUCACGUCGAACGGCGAUUACAGCAAUUCCCUCUUCAUGGAUUACCCGUCGCUCGAAGAAAUUUACCGCGAACUCCUUCGUCGCAAGCAUUCUGUCAUCAUCAUCCAACGUGUGUAUUGA